This is a messenger RNA of Daucus carota subsp. sativus, 864 nucleotides long. RefSeq lists its product as uncharacterized. The transcript has 2 exons. The record is from RefSeq and is a predicted model, not a curated record. Gene Ontology annotation, molecular function: nucleic acid binding; zinc ion binding. Bases 1 to 864 code for a protein of 287 amino acids. NCBI's taxonomy places the organism in Eukaryota, Viridiplantae, Streptophyta, Magnoliopsida, Apiales, Apiaceae.
AUGGCAGAAUCAGGAAAUUUCACUGCACCAGCAGUUCCGAAAUUCGAUGGAGAUUACGAUCACUGGAGCUUACUCAUGGAAAAUCUUUUGCGUUCGAAGGAGUAUUGGAGUGUCAUUGAUCCAGGAUUUGGUGACCUGAAAGGAAUUGAGACUCCGAAUGCAACACAGAAGGCUGCACUUGAAGAAGCAAAACUUAAGGAUCUGAAGGCAAAGAAUUACCUGUUUCAAUCAAUUGACAAGACCACCUUGAAGACUAUCACCCAGAAAGAAACUGCCAAACAAUUAUGGGAUUCUAUGAAGGUCAAGUACAAAGGCAGUGCUAGGGUGAAGCGUGCACAACUACAACGGUUACGAAGGACGUUCGAAGUCUUAGAGAUGAAAGUUGGAGAAGGAGUGACAGAAUACUUUGCAAGAGUCAUGGAAACGGUCAAUGACAUGAGGAACUGUGGAGAAAUAAUGGAUGAUGUCAAAAUUGUUGAAAAAAUUCUCCGAAGUCUCACGGAGAAUUUUAAUUAUGUGGUGACUGAGAAGAAAACUGAAGAACAAGUGCUACAAGUUGAAAACGAGCCAAGGAACGAGCCAAGGAAUUUUCGAGGAAGAGGCAAGUGGCCAUCUCAACGAGGAAGAAGCAGUUUUAGAGGACGUGGGAGAGGCAGAUCAUAUGUCAACAGAUCAGCCAUCAAUUGUUUUCGAUGUGGAAAGGUAGGUCACUAUCAAUUUGAAUGUACAAGCCUAGAGAAAGAGGCCAACUAUGUUGAGUUUAAUGAAGAGGAAGAAUUACUCUUAAUGGCGCACACAGACAUGGGUGGUGUUGACAGCAACGGGGUAUGGUUUCUCGACUCCGGAUGCUCGAAUCAGAAUUGA